Molecule: messenger RNA, 1434 nt
Organism: Camellia sinensis
Lineage: Eukaryota; Viridiplantae; Streptophyta; Magnoliopsida; Ericales; Theaceae
Source: RefSeq, a predicted model, not a curated record
UUGGUUAUGUGAAUUUCAUGCUUUGGAAUGGAAGACUACUUCCCAAACUCCAAAACAUGCGAAGCUUCCCCAUCUUCUCCCUUCUCCCUUCUCUCUAGACAGACACACACCACACACACACACACACACAAAAACACUGGGUUGGUAGUGGGUACGAGUAGUUUCAAACUAAAUCUGUGAUUUCUCUGAAACCACAUCUCUAAACUGUAAUCCCCCAAGAGUGGGAGUGAGAGUGACAGACAGAGAGAGAGAAAUGAGCAAGAAGAAAGUGCUAGUGGUUGGAGGCACAGGUUACUUAGGCCAGCAUCUAUUGCAAGGCCUUUCAGAGACCCAAGCAAGAGCACAAACAACAUCCCCUUUUUGUUACGAUGUAGCUUUCACCCACCAUUCCAGUCCUCCGCCUUCUCCGCUGCUCGAAGCCAUUCCCAAUGUUCUUGCUUUCCAUGUCGAUUUACGGACAGGAAAUGGAUUCGAAGCCAUCUCACAAGCAUUUGGACAGCCUCAUGUGGUGGUCAAUUGCGCUGCACUCUCCGUUCCUCGUGCCUGCGAAAUGGAUCCUACAGCAGCCAUGUCUAUUAAUGUGCCUUCUGCUCUUAUAAAAUGGUUAUCAACCUUCAAAGAGAACAUUACUCUUCUGAUUCAUCUAUCAACUGAUCAAGUUUAUGAAGGAGUGAAGUCCUUCUACAAGGAAGAGGAUGAAACUGUUCCUGUGAAUGUUUAUGGAAAAUCUAAAAUGGCAGCAGAGCAGUUCAUUUCAACGAACUGCUUAAACUUUGCUAUCUUGAGAAGCAGUAUAAUCAUCGGGCCACAGACUAUCUCCCCUGUUCCAAAGUCCCUACCAAUUCAGUGGAUGGAUGGUGUCCUUUGCAAAGGAGAUACAGUGGAUUUCUUUCACGAUGAGUUCCGUUGUCCUGUCUAUGUCAAGGAUCUCGUAACUGUCAUACUAACACUGACUAACAAAUGGAUCUCAGAAGGUAAGCAAAUGCAAUUGAUUUUAAAUGUUGGUGGACCAGACAGGCUAUCCCGAGUUCAGAUGGCUGAGGCUGUGGCACAUAUUAGAGGAUACAAUACCUCAUCGAUCAAAUCAGUAUCUGCAUCAUCAGUUGAUCGUGGUGUCAAGUCCCCAACUGACAUAUCCAUGGAUAUUACUAAACUGAUGCAAACACUAGACUUUUCUCCUAUUCCAUUCAGAGACGGUGUCAGAUUGACGCUUGCAGCUGAAGCUGGUUCUUGAUGUUACAAAGAUGUAGGUUUUGCAUAUGGUUUUCUCAUUCUUUGAUGGGUGCUAUCUGUUGUUGCUGAUACAAGAGUUUGUAAGACAUUAUGUUGAUGAGCUUUGUUUGGUUGGGUUUUUGGAAUCUGGUUUUUGAAAAUUCUUCAAUAAUUGGUUUGAUGGAAAAAAAAUUAAGAAAGUAAAACAUACAUUUCACGUUA